Molecule: messenger RNA, 1656 nt
Organism: Colletotrichum karsti
Lineage: Eukaryota; Fungi; Ascomycota; Sordariomycetes; Glomerellales; Glomerellaceae
Exons: 2
Coding region: 1-1656 (551 amino acids)
Biological process (GO): regulation of transcription by RNA polymerase II
Molecular function (GO): DNA-binding transcription factor activity, RNA polymerase II-specific; RNA polymerase II cis-regulatory region sequence-specific DNA binding
Source: RefSeq, a predicted model, not a curated record
AUGGACGCAAACAUGAUGGCAGCCCAAGCAAUGGGACAAGCUCCCUUCCUUUACUACCGACCCGAACACAAGCCCGAUGCUUCAAGGCACCGCGGCCACUUCACCCAGCAACCCACCAUGCAGCAGCAGAUGGCCAUGUACCCCAUGGUCCCGACGCUCCCCUCGACGCCCAUCUACUCCAGACCUACCUCUUCUUGCUCACAGCCCAUGGGUCCCACGCUGUACAGCAACGGACCCGCGACCAUGACACCUGUGGCAUCUCCCCAGCCCAUGAGCAACAAGCCCGCCAUCAUGCUCGAGACGGAAAUCUGCGACGCGGACGGCAUGUACUACCCUUCAACGCCGCCUCUGUCCACCUCGGGCAGCGCCAUCAGCAGUCCCCUCAACAGCUGCGAGCUUCUCCAGACCCCGAUGAACCCCAUGUUCUCCGGACUGGACGGCAUUGAUGGCCUGGAGAGCUUCAAGGAGACUUUGGAAGUGCCCGAGAACCUCGCUGUGGACUGGUCCAGCUGCGGAUCGCCCCCGAUGACGCCUGUCUACCUGCAAAACCAGAUCCCCUCGCUUAACACCAACACUAGCGACCUCCUUUCCACAGCAUCUUGCCCUUCGCUCUCACCCUCACCCUCACCGUAUGCCAGGUCCGUCGCAUCUGAACAGGAUCUUGAUUUCUGUGACCCGCGCAACCUGACCGUCGCUGCCGCCCCCAACACCUCCAACCCGACUUUGGCCCCCGAGUACUCGGCUUUCACUCUCGGUGACGAGCUCAGGGGUGAGGCCUCUAACAAGACCCCUACCUCCGCCCCUUCAUCGCAGACCUUCGACUUCAACCCUGCCAUUCCUCACGGUCUUCCCGCCUUCGAGGACUUGUCUGACUUGGAGUCUGAGGACGACUUUGUCAACGGCCUGGUCAACCUCGGCGACGCCUCCUCCACCGAGGUCCGCCGCCCUCGCGCCUGCACCGGCUCAAGUGUCGUCUCACUCGGCCACGCCAGCUUCAUCGGCGGCGAGGAGGACUUCACCUUCGACGAGGCCGAGGCUUCAGCCGCCUGCUUCCCCAGCCCUUCCGCCUCCUGCUCCGACGCCGACUGCCACCAGGACAAGCGCCGCAGGUUCGCCAAGGAGUCCACCCCUGUCAUGACAUCCACCGCCGGAUCCUCUCAGGCUGCCAGCAGCGAGAAGCAGUCCAACACCGCCGCCGCUUCGGACGCCAACAGCUCUUCCGACUCUGAGACGCCCUCUGCCCCUCUCCCCGCCCCCGUCAACCGCCGUGGCCGCAAGCAGUCUCUCACUGAGGACCCCUCCAAGACGUUCGUGUGCGAGCUCUGCAACCGCCGCUUCCGCCGCCAGGAGCACCUGAAGCGCCACUACCGCUCUCUCCACACCCAGGACAAGCCCUUCGAGUGCAACGAGUGUGGCAAGAAGUUCUCCCGCAGCGACAACUUGUCCCAGCACGCCAGAACACACGGCAGUGGAGCCAUCAUCAUGGAGCUCGAUGAGUCGGUUCACGCGUUCGACCACGGCAUGAUGGGCCACCACGAAGACUACCAGCACCUCGGCAAGGUCCUCUUUCAAGUCGCCGCCGAGAUCCCCGGCAGCGCCAGCGAAUUGUCUUCGGAAGAGGACAACGGCAAGAAGAAGAGGAAGCGCUCCGACUAA